Messenger RNA from Myxocyprinus asiaticus (Chinese sucker), 4356 nucleotides. RefSeq names its product A kinase (PRKA) anchor protein 17A (gene akap17a). The coding region runs from base 246 to 2087 and encodes 613 amino acids. The transcript is spliced from 6 exons. The record is from RefSeq and is a predicted model, not a curated record. Gene Ontology annotation, molecular function: RNA binding. Lineage: Eukaryota; Metazoa; Chordata; Actinopteri; Cypriniformes; Catostomidae.
CUGUGAGCAUCAUGUCCGUUUGUAGGAGCAGCGCAGCGGUUAUGAUUAUUAAUAAGUUCGCGUUAUUAACACUCUUAAAACAUCUGUUUCAUAUACAGAAAGUUUAGUGAUAGUUACGCGUCCAACAUGUUUCUCUUCAAUCCUAGUAAGGAGCUAGUUAGACUAGUUUAGCUGAGAUUACACGCGGAGGAACUGUGAUGAUUUACACCGUGUUUGUCUGAAGCGUGUUUGUCCUGGACUCCGUCAUGGCAUCUAUAGUCAAUGACACGGCUGAAGCUCUGGAUCUGUGUCCGGAGUAUCACCUCUACCUUAAGCCCAUCGCCAAAAUGACCAUCAGUGUGGCCCUUCCUCACCUGAAGCUGCCCGGUAAAUCCAUCUCUAACUGGGAGGUGAUGGAGCGGCUGAAGUCCAUGGUGCAGCCGGAGCAGUUCUCCUCGCUCCGCAUCUCCAAGAGCACCAUGGACUUCAUCCGCUUUGAGGGCGAGGUGGAGAACAGGAGUGUGGUCAAACGCAUCCUGAGCAAACUGGAAGGGAAGAGCAUCAAACUGAGCGGAUUCACCGACAUCCUGAAGGUACGGACAGCUGAAAAUAAAGUAGACUUCCCGACACGCCACGACUGGGACUCGUUCUUCAGAGAUGCCAAAGACAUGAACGAGACAGUUCCUGGAGAACGCCCAGACACCGUUCAUCUGGAGGGGCUUCCCUGCAAGUGGUUCGCGCAGAAGGACGCUUCUCCUGACAGACCUUCAGAGGCCGUCCUGAAAACGGUUUUUGAGCAGUUCGGCAAGAUCCGGAAUGUGGACAUUCCCAUGUUGGAUCCGUACCGCGAAGAGAUGACGGGGAAGAACUUCAACACCUUCUCGUUCGGAGGACAUUUGAACUUUGAAGGCUACGUGCAGUAUCAGGAUCACACGGGCUUCGUCAAAGCCAUGGACUCGCUGAGAGGAAUGAAGCUGAUGUUUAAAGGGGAUGACGGGAAAGCCGUAGCCUGCAAUAUUAAGGUGACGUUUGACACGACUAAACACCUGAGUGAAUCUUCACUAAAGAAACGACAGCAGGAGCGACUGAAGCUUCAGGAGCUCGAGAGACAGAGAGAAGAGCACAAACGACGAGAGAAGGAGGAAGAGGAAAGACGCAAAGAGGAAGAGAGAAAACAUCGUGAGCAGGAGGAAGAGGAGAAAGAGAGGAGACGUGAGGAGAAACUGCGUAAACGUGAGCAGAAGCUGAAGGAGAGAGAGGAGAAGAAGAACAUGAAGAAGAUGAAGAAACAUCAGGAGGAAGAGCAGAAGAAGCUUCACCUGAAGAUCGCCAUGGAGGAGAGGAAACUUCUGCUGGCCCAGAGGAACCUGGAGUCCAUCAGGCUCAUCGCAGAGUUACUGAGCAAAGCAAAGACUCUGAAGCAGCAGCAGAUGGAGCGGCAGAAGGUGGAGCUGGCACGACUGCAGCAGCUGGAGGAGCUCAGACAUCUGCAGGAGGAGGAGCUGAGGCGAGUUGAGGGCGAGAAGGCGCGUGCUCUCGAACUGCAGCGGAAAGAGCGCGAGCUGCGCGACAGACUGCUGGGAAACCUGCUGAGGAAAAGCACAGACACGGACCCACAGGACACGAAGACCCACGAGAACAUCGGUAGUGAUGUUGAUCUCCAGAUCAGUGAUGCACAAAUGCACGUGAACGGAGUGACACUCAAAGUCGACGCAAUAAAGACGGGAAACCACGACAACAAGCCAAAGAAACAGGAGAAACAGGAGGUCAAAGGUGACGAGCAGGACAGGGCGCAGAAGGACAAGCGCAGCAAGCAUGAGCGCCGCCGAAACAGCGGAAGGCGGAGCCAUGAGCGCAGAAGUCGCAGGAAGAGUCGCAGUCGCAGCAGAGACCGUCAAAGGCGCAGCCGCCAGCGCAGCAGUAGUUGCAGGAGGAGCAGCAGCCGAACACGACGUGCUCAUGGUAAGCGUAACCGAGCGAGUCCUGAGCGCCGCAGGAAGUACAGUCACAGCCAGAGCAGCAGCAAAAGUCGCAGCAGUCGCAGCAAGAGUCGGUCGUCAAGUCGAGAUCGUCGACAUCUCUCUUACCAGCGCUCCAGACGAUACUGAGAGAGCGGGGAGCGUGUUGAAUUGUAGUGGAGAAGAAAACACUACACGCUUGAGAUUGAAUCUCUUGAACGCCUUACUCCAGAAUCAAAGGAAGUAAAUAAUUAUAUUUUGCUUAAAGAAAAUGUUUAGGCCCUAUUUUUAGGACCGUUAAGAUUUUUUUGCACUGUGGCAUUAUUUUCAUGACAUUAAAACACAAUUCAAGCAAGGCUUCCCCCAAAUUCUCAUUAAUGCGUUCGGAUAUUUCAUUAUUUUUUUUGUUGUAAUUUGCAUUAUUCUCAAUGAUGAUUCUCAGUACUUAUAUGCAGUCAAUUUUGUUUUACUGUUUUUAAAGUAAUAAUUGUACAGCAAAUUAAUAAAAUAUGGUAUUUAUUUAAAUUGGCAUUUCCAAACUAAAUUUUUUUUUAAAUUUUUUUUUUAUGAUUAUUUUCAUUACUGAUAUACAGUAAUUAUUUUUAAUGUUUUAUAUUAAUAAUUUUACAGUAAAAUUAAUUUAGUACUUUAUUUUAUUAUUUAAAUUUAUUAUUAUUUUCAAUGAUUAUUCUCAUUACUGAUAUACAGUAAUUUUUGUAUGUUUUAUAUUAAUAAUUUUACAGUACAAUUCAAUUCAAAAGUACUUUAUUUUAUUAUUUAAAUAAUAUUUUUUUUAUUUUAUAAAUCAGCACAAAUUAAAAGUAGUACAUUUUGGUAAUGAAAAUUUCCAACCAACAUUGUAUAACAUUAAUUUGACUGUAAAAUUACUAAUAAAAGUAGUACAAAAAAAUAUAUUGUAUAUCAGUGAAGAGAAUCAUCAUUGAGAAUAAUUAAAUAAUAAAAAAAUAAAAAAGUAAUGAGAAUUUGAAGGAAAAAUGUGCUUUAUUGUUGUGAAAAUAAGGUUGCAAUGCAAAACAUUUCAGUGGUCAUAAAAUAGGCUUCAGUUUCUUUAAUCAAAAAAUGUAUAAUUAUUUCUUUCAUUAUAUUUAAGGGGUGAAAAAAAGGCUCGAGUGAGAUUAGAGAAUUAGAGUUAGCCGCUACAGUAUCACAGCUAUUAUGUGUACCUUAUUUGACUGUAUUUAGGAUUAGGAUUUAAACUGGAAGAGCGAUCAGACGGUUGAAGAUCUCCACAGGUGUUUUCUCUCGCUGCUCACAUUCACUUCAUUAUAGUGAGUCCCAGUUCACUUUGAUAAGAACACAAUCGUGAUUUUCUUUCGUUUGCCUUUUGAGGACUCUUUUAACCUUUAUUUCACUUGUUAAAAUCACAUGAUGUGGCAUGAGCAGGGUCAUAAUCAAAAAGACUAAAGCUUUUUUUAUUGUUUGUACUGUUGUAGUCUUUGCUAAAGCUUUUCCUUAAGUUGUUUCAUAAUUAUUAUACUCAAUAGACUACAAAUCUCUGUUAUUACUUGAAUUUUAAUUUGACAUUCAUUUAGAAAAUGCAUUGAGAUGUGUUCCGUUUAUUUCAAGUAGUUCAAAGUCGGCGCUGUUUUGUUGUAAGAACUUUGAUGGCUUGCCUUCAUUUUUUAAUGAUGAAUGCAACUUUGUUUUCCUCUGCACAAGCAUCAUACUUCAAUUUAAACUACAGUGUUCGAGUCGUUACAUUCGCUGUUUAAUGGGGGAACAGCUACAGUGCUAUGGAUCCCAAUAGAUAUCUUCAUUCAAUUUACCUUAAACCGUAAACUUUAAAUGUAUGCUGUUUUUUCUUCUUUUGUGUAUAAAAUAGCAUCUUCAAAACUGUUUCCUAUGCUUUAUUUUGCUUCAAUAAAUAGUUAAAUUAAAAUUAAUACAUUAAAAAAAAAAAUUCCACCAAGUAAUAAUAUUCAUUAGCCUAACUUGGCACAUUAAAGUCUGCUGCAUUCGCAAUAUAUUUUACUUAAUCUGAUGUAUUUCUGUGUGAAACAGUAUAGUUAACCCUUUAAGCUCUGAAGGUGUCUUUAAAGAUUUCCUGUUUUAGUGGCAUCCCAAAAUUAAACAAAAAAACAAGGAGGGUCAAGUGUUUGGUAUCAGUGUAAACAAACAUUUUCUAAUGUUUUAUUCAUAUAGAUUAUGAUACAUUCUGAGACUCUCAGCCUAAAAUGCUGAAAAAUCACCAAAAAAAAAAAUAGCAAAAAAUUUACUGUUUUUUUUUAUUUUUCUAAUUUGACAUGAUAUAUCUCUGGGUGUAAAUAAGGUAGCUCCAAAAAACAUCUUUUGUUUUGUUCCCAGUCAUGUCAACUGUAUCUGAGAAAAAUUGUGUGAUGAUACAACAAAGCAAUCAAAAGUUAUAGCAUUACAAAAAUAAGAAUAAGAAUGAGUUUCA